Messenger RNA from Corythoichthys intestinalis (scribbled pipefish), 766 nucleotides. Its product is annotated as galactose-specific lectin nattectin-like. Bases 1 to 501 code for a protein of 166 amino acids. The transcript is spliced from 6 exons. Gene Ontology annotation, molecular function: signaling receptor activity. Lineage: Eukaryota; Metazoa; Chordata; Actinopteri; Syngnathiformes; Syngnathidae. The record is from RefSeq and is a predicted model, not a curated record.
AUGACGCACAAACUUGACUGUCCAAACCUGCCACAGAGGGAUGAUCCCAAGACAACACCCAGGCACGCCUUCCGCCCGUAUGCUAUACCUGUUAAAGUUGUGAAAGGAAAUGGCUGUCCAAAAGGCUGGACUCAAUUCAACUCUCGCUGUUUCCUCUACCAAGAUGAAGAAAGGCAGUUUGCAGAUGCAGAAAGCAUCUGCAACAUCCUUCAUGGAAACCUGGCCUCGGUCCACAGUGCUUUGGAAUAUGCAGUAGUUCUUGAAUUAGUUCGGGCAAGCUCUGACUCUGAUGGUGAUGUUUGGCUUGGACUACAUGAGGCAAUAGAGGAUGGUAACUUCAUGUGGACUGAUGGCACAGAAGUUGAUUUCACUGCCUUCAAUGGUGACGACGAUCCUGGAGAUUGUAUUGAGCUGGAAUUCAGUGAUGGUCUCUGGGACAAUGACAACUGUUAUGACACGAACAGAUUUGUUUGUGCCAGAGAUGCUGAAUGCGACUACUGACCAUCACUCCUACUGUCAUAUAAUCUUUAGAAAUGUAUUAUAGAGACUGGCAAGAUCAUUCUCCUUUAUUAAUUGCUUGAAGUAAAAAAAAAAAAAAAAAAAAAAAAAAGGACAACACAAGAUUUAAAAAAAAGUCUUUACUGGAAUAAAUAAUUUUUUGUCCUAUUUUUUCAUUUUACCUCAAAGGAGGUGUUUUUUGUGCCAGAGAUGCUGAAUGCGACUACUGAGCAUCACUCCUACUGUCAUAUAAUCUUUAGAAAUGUAU